Acanthosepion pharaonis is the source of this 498-nucleotide messenger RNA. NCBI's taxonomy places the organism in Eukaryota, Metazoa, Mollusca, Cephalopoda, Sepiida, Sepiidae. The record is from the annotation of a GenBank genome assembly.
AUGGAGAGGGUCAGUGAGUGCGCACAAUCUUCUUUGUUCAAGUCCAACAGCAGCCCAGGACUCACAUUUGACCGCAAAAACCUUCUCGGUGUUACCGUUUCCAGCUCUCUCUCUCUCUCUCUCUCUCUCUCUCUCCGCCGAUUCUCGAUAGUUAGAGCUGCAAGACUCCAGCUCAAACCCUCCCAGUUGCAAUCGUUCAAAGAGCAUAUAAAUUGCGUAGUUCAUCCGGACUAUCAUUGGUCAUCACCAGAGUGUCCACUUAAAACUGAUUCUCCAUCAUACGUCUACAAGGAUCUAAAGGAAAUUGAGCAGCAUGCUGGCGGAGAACGCAACUCAUAUGAAAGGGCUAGGCGUGAAUCCGAAAAUAAUUGUAGUAUACCUGAAACAACGCAGCCUGUCGUUGUUUUUCAGGAAGAAACAGAGCCUGUUAUUAUCGGCCUCCAGCUCCAGGCGGAUCAGGCGGAUCAGGCCUUCCUGAUAUCCGCCAGCAGAGCGUGA